CCCGGCAGUAAUGUGUCACUCGCUGACGUUGCUGAUGUCCCUCCCUCUCCCAGUCUGGUUGAAGGCUCCGCCGAGCCCCUGCUUUCAGCAGCCGCUGGAAAUGCACCGUCUACGGGGGCCAGUGGCGAGCAGUGCUUCUUCCCUCCGUCCCCGAGCUCUGAAUGCUACCUCCUGGGAGACCUUCCAACAGCUCGUAUCCAUCGGGAUUCAGGGCGGAAAAUAGAAAGCUCAUGGGAUGUGGGUGACUCUGGUUGGAGUAGCCUUUGUGCUACAUCCCUGACUGUUCUGAAGAAGUUAGUGAAUUAUUGAAGAUGAUUUGGUCGGACGCCGGUUUUUGUGAUCUGGUGCCACAAUGAAGACAUACACACAUGGAGUACCAGUCGUGUUUUUCAUACAUCUGUUCUGCUCCCUACUAGCGUACGCUGUAAAUGAAAAAUCUGGUGGUAACAUCCACUUUAUGAAUGGAAAUUAUGAUGGUCAUCCCAUGCUGUACUUCAGUAAAAGUGAUGUGGAGGAUCUGCGACUCAAGGCGAGAAGUACCCACCGGAACAUUGCGAACAGGAUUUGGAAUGCAGGGCAAAUCAUGCUAACAAGUCCAAGGGAGUACCUGCCUCCCUGGGAUCCUAAACAUUUUAGUGCCCGCUGGAAUGAAAUCUAUGGCAACAAUCUGGGAGUACUGGCUAUGUUCUGUGUACUGUUUCCUGAAAGAACAGAUGCUAUGGAGUUUGCAAUGGACUACAUGGAGAGGAUGGCAUCUCAGCCUAGUUGGCUGGUGAAAGAUGCACCAUGGGAUGAGGUUCCACUAGCUCACUCUCUGGUGGGUUUUGCCACUGCAUAUGACUUCUUGUAUGACCACCUGAACAGAACGCAACAGGAAAGGUAUCUGGAGGUCAUCACUGAUAGCUCUCGCUAUAUGUAUGAAAAAUCUUUCACUCGUGGAUGGGGAUUUCAAUAUCUGCACAAUCAUCAACCUACCAACUGUGUGGCUUUGUUGACUGGAAGUCUCAUUCUCAUGAACCAAGGUUAUCUCCAAGAAGCUUACCUAUGGUCAAAACAAGCCCUUACUGUUCUUGAGAAGUCAAUGGUUUUACUGAAGGAUGUAAAAGAUGGGUCCUUGUACGAAGGUGUGGCUUAUGGCAGUUACACCACCAGAUCCCUAUUCCAGUACAUGUUUCUGGUACAAAAGCAUUUCAAUAUCAGCCACUUUGACCAUCCCUGGAUCAAGCAGCAUUUUGCUUUCUACUAUAGGACUGUGCUUCCAGGUUUUCAAAGGACUGUCGCCAUUGCUGAUUCAAACUACAACUGGUUCUAUGGUCCUGAGAGUCAACUGGUGUUCCUGGAUACCUAUGUAAUGCGCAAUGGCAGUGGCAACUGGUUAGCAGAGCAGAUCAGAAAAUAUCGAAUACAGGAGGGACCAGGCACACCAGCCAAAGGACAGAGAUGGUGCACACUCCAUACUGAAUUUCUGUGGUAUGAUGGCUCUCUGACUCCAGUGCCACCUCUGGAUUAUGGGGUACCAAAAUUACAUUAUUUUGAAGAUUGGGGUGUUGUAACUUACGGAGGGGCUUUACCAGCAGAAGUUAACCGACCUUUCUUGUCCUUCAAAUCGGGUAAACUGGGAGGACGUGCAAUCUACGACAUGGUUCAUCAGAAGAAGUAUUCACAGUGGAUUAAUGGAUGGAAGAAUUUUAAUGCUGGCCAUGAACAUCCUGAUCAGAACUCUUUCACGUUCGCACCUAAUGGGGUACCUUUCAUCACAGAGGCUUUGUACGGCCCAAAAUACACCUUUCUCAACAAUGCUUUAAUGUUCUCUCCAGCCACAGCAGGUACUUGCUUCAACCCUUGGGAAGGGCAGGUGACAGAAGCAUGCAAUUCGAAGUGGCUGAAGUAUAAACAUGGGAUCUCUGGGGAUUGUCAUGGCCAGGUGACAGCAGCUUUAGAGCAGAAUGGUGUGGUCUUUAUCAGAGGAGAGGCAGUGGGAGCGUAUAGUCCUAGCCUGAAACUGAAAAGUUCCCAAAGGAACCUUCUCCUUCUGCAACCUCAGCUUUUACUCCUGGUAGAUCAAAUCCACUUGGCAGAAGACAGCCCGCUUGAAAAAAUGAGUGCGUAUUUCCAUAAUACAGAUGUGGCUUUUGAGGAAAUAUCUGAAGAUGGGGUAAAUGGAGCAUUUAUUAGGCAAAAAGAUGGCCAGUACACAAUGUUCUGGAUGGAUGAUAAAGGCAAUAGUGAAAAGGCUGGACUAGCAUUCAAGACUUAUCCUCGCGGAUACCCAUACAAUGGAACACACUAUGUGAAUGUUACAACUACGCUGAGGUACCCAGUCACGAGAACAGCCUAUAUUUUCUUUGGACCUUCUGUGGAGAUUCAAAGCUUUAGCAUUCGAGGAGAUUCAGAUCGGAUAGAUAUAUAUCUAGCAACAAAUGAGAAAACCUAUACAGUUUAUCUCUUAACUGGGGAAACAGCAGUGAAACCACUGUUUGCCAUGGUACUAGCUGACCGUCAAAAGAUUGUAUUUGAUAGAACUUCUGCAAUCAGGGAUGCUUCAGUGCAGGAGACAAAAGAUUAUGUGAAUAUUGUUGAAGAAAAUAUUCAGCACACAAAACCAGUGUUUCAGCAGCUCGAAAAGCAGAUCUUGGCGCGAGUCCUGAACACUGAUAACUUCCGGAAGACGGCCGAGCGUCUUCUAAAACUAUCAGACAAAAAGAAGACAGAGGAAGCUGUUGAAAAGUUAUUUUCUGUCUCGUUUGGACAAGCCAAGGCCAAAAAAAUGAAAAAAGGAAAAGGUGAUGGUGAUAAAUUUCCCAAUAACUUUCCAGAUAUUUUUGCACAAAUUGAAAUGAAUGAGAAAAGAGAGCGGAAGAAGUUGCUGCAGCGAAUGCAAGAAGAAACUUCCGAUGAAAGAAAUGAGGACAUGGGGGAGACUUUUGAUUUUAUGGACUUUUCCGAUGUGAAAAAACCAGAACGAGGUACAAACAAAAAUGUAAAAAGUGGUUCCGUGAAACCAGGAGCCACUGUUCGAAGCACUGCCCAAUCCUUAUCAGCUUCCUACACAAGAGUCUUCUUAAUUUUAAAUAUUGCAACCUUCUUCUUCCUAUUAGCAUUACAGCUAAUUCGAUUUCAGAAAGCUCCAAGCUUGCACACCCAAAGAUUUCUCUAUGCUGUGCUUCUACUAGAUAGCUUUGUUCUGCUUUGCUUGUACUCAUCUUGUUCUCAAGCACAGUGCUAGACCAGGGAAGCCAACUCGUGAAAGACUGAAUAAAUAUGCAGUAAGAUUACUCAAUUGAGUGCUUAAUGCAAAUACAUUUUAACAGAUUUUCAUGAGAGAUACUUAACAAGAAAGCCAAAUAAUUUGAUGAAUCAUUAGCAAAGUUGCAGUUAAGUGGAAUGACCACUAACACUUAUUACCUGCCUCCCUGAUCAUCCACCAAGCCUUUCCCAGGAGAGUUGUGUGACAAUGCCUCAUUGCACAGCUUCUUUUGUUAUUAGUAUUUCAUCCCCUUGUUGAAGAAAAUAGCAUUUUGUUUCUUUUGUUAUUCAUAUUGCACUUGCCUUCAUUCCCUUUCCAAGGGUAUCACAAUGAAUAUCCAGCAUCUUUUGACGUAUUGAUAUUCUUUAAAACUUCACUAUCCAUGAGGAGGCUUCCCUUUAUUAAGUUGGACCAACUGAACAAAAAUGUGCAAUUAUUUUAACAAGCCCAUUGCUUUUAAAUAUUUCAGUUUGACACUCUUAUCUGUAAAUGGUGGACCUGUAGCUUCUCUUUCCUUUUGAAUGUUCUAUGUAGUAGUGUCUGGAUUCCUGUGACUGCUGGUGAUAUCUCAGUGAACAGCAAUGAUUGUGCAUACAAUGUGUCUACUAACUGCAGCUGGGUUGUUCAGUUUGUUAUUCUUUUCAUGAUCAGUCAUUAAAGCACAAAUGUUAUUAAGCAUUUCUUAAACACUUUUAAAGAAUACCAGGAAAUGUUUUUCUUUGAAUAAUUAGGACUACGAUUCAUUAUUCUCAGUGGGUGGAUAUGGAUCAUUUUGCAUGGUGUGUUUUGGAAUUUGCUCAGUGGGAUUGCAAAGUGAGAAAAUUAUCUUGUAGUUCCUGCCUACAAUUAGGCUUCUCUACAUUCCCCUACAUUGUCAACUGUCCCUCAUUCUGUGACUGUUUGCAAAAUUUUACAAUCUUCCUCACAGUUUGUGAUGCCCCUUGAAUUGCUUUUAUCAGGAAACAUCAAAACCCUUUCUUAUUAUCCACACAAAAUCCAUUUAAACAAACGAAUGUCAAAGAGACGAACAACAAAAGAUCCAUGGUGUACACAAAUACAAAUGCUUCACUACCUCCACACUCCCAAACAAAAACUCCUCAACAGUUAUCCACAAAAUAUCCAUGGAUUUAUGAUCAUAUCUGUGCUGACAGUUGCACCUGUGUUUCUUAUCAUGGGAAGUCACCAAUGAAACCCAAUUAAAUACUUCAAAAUUUCAUACAUUCCAUAUCUGCUUUGAGAUGGUGUGAAUCACUGAAGCAAUUAACUUAAACUGGUUGCACUUAACCUGCCCUUUGCUUUCAGUUUUCCAAGCUGUUCAUCAUAUCCUUCAGAAAUUGGAUAGUAACUUUGAGUCAGUCACAUCAGUGAGUAAACUCACCUGUAUGGAGCACCAAUGAAAAGAGAAGCAAAUGCUGUCAUUUUUUCCAAAGCUUUGUGUCCACAGUUGGAAAAAUGUAGCCAGUGUGUUUACAUUUCUGAUAUGCACUUCCAAAACGGCAGAGUGCCCAUCAUCAACAUUUAAUUGUAAACAAUCCUUAGAGCUUUACCUGCAAUUAAUUUGCAAUUAGCAAGUAACUUUCUUAUUGGACACAUUUUUGAACUGUGUAUUUGUGUACUCUGUGGAUACCUACCCGGGGUCUGUGUACACGUGAGGUCAACCUCAGACUCUGUCUCUUUUUCUCAUUGACUCUUCUAGUCUGAUAGCAUGGUCCUUUGUGGUACCUGGGAGAAUUACUUAAGACCUGUAUCUCCCUUGCAUCUUGUCUGUGGAGACUCUAUGCCACUAUGCUCUGCAGAUAAAAAGGUGUACUGGAUGUAUAGUUUCAUUUCUCUGUCUUUUAGUCUCCUUCACAGUUUUUCUACUUGCUAUUACUGCCUUAAUUCUCGCGUACUGACUGUCUGUCUUGUAAACUCUUCUUUUGGCACCCCGCACAAGUGCUAAGGGAGCCCCUCCUGAAAACCUGGCAAAUACCUCUGCCAUUUUUUCUGGGCAGAAUUGCGUGUACGUAUUUUGGGACAGACAAAUGCAAUAUCCUUGGAGCUGAGUGUGCCCUGGAUGUUGUAUUCUCAAAGAAGUUUUGUUUCUGCAGCACAAUAAACCUGAUGACACAAAGAAACAUUCAUCUCAAAGGUUAUAAAAUGUGUGUAGUUUUUAAGGUUUGACCUGGAGACGACAACUUGGCCUAGGACCAACAGGCUUGUGUAUUAACCUGCUCCUUGACUCAAUUUCCCAUAUUUUCUUUCUUUAUCUAGAGCCAAAGAGAGUACAGAAUUGUUUAUUGUUGAACAAGUAGCCCUCCAAUUUCGGAAUUGACAUUCUCAGAACUACUCCACAUUUUGACCACAAUUUCCUGUAAUUUUCCUCUGGCAGACUGGGAUGUUCAGUCCCUCAUUACUGAAAACCCUGUUAUUUUUCAAACUUCUCUAUUGCUUACAAACCUCAUCCUCUAUUUCAUUUGCACUAUUCUGUAGCCUGUAAUUUUCUCUUCCUUACAGUAACAAGAUUUAAAAAAAAACUCAACUCAAAGCAGACAGAUUGAGUGGAGAACUGAGCUAAGGAGUGCCUUCGAGCUGUGCUGUGGCAACCCACAGUGUGUGUGCCCUGUUGUGAAGUGAAUUAUACCAGACACCAUACUGCUGAGAGAAUUGAGUAUGUAUAAUGAACGAUUACAAUGGAAUACAGAACAGGCAGAUCAUGGGACCAAUCAACAUGCAAUGCCGCUACAGUGCUAGUGACACCAUUUUACAGUUUAAAGGUCCAACUGACAUCAUCUGUUAGCCUCGCAUUUCUAAACCCAUUACCAGCACUGUUUAAAGGGGCACCGACUAUUCACAAGUCAGUUGCAGGUUGAAUUUUUCAGUGUGUUAAUAUAAUUCCACAAAUGUUUGGGAACAGUUCUUGCCGUGAGUUGUCUGUCAUGAGACUGAGGAGUGUGAGAUGGGAAAGGAUAACCAAAGGAAGAGGCAGCCGAAACACAGACACUUUCAAAUUGAGCUGUCAGUGAUGGAACUCAGUUGUAGAAGAUAACCAUUGAUCAAACUCACUUCCCAAUUCCUGUUACCAAUCUCACACAUUAGCCUCUCUGUCAUGGACCAUAAAUAAUUUUACUGUUUAAUGCAAAAGAAGCAUAGGUAAAGCCACCACAGUCCUACUCUGUCAUCAGAGAGAAAUGGCUGGUGGUGGUUUAACCUGAGUGUUACCAAGCCUGAGGCAAGGGGAGAGUUUAGGACGAGAGUCCUUCAUGGUAACCUCAGCUUGUGUAGGAAUUGAACUUGUGCUCUCCCCUUCACUCUGCAUCACAAACAGCUGUCCAGCCAACUGAGCUAAUUAACCCCACUCCACCGUAAUUUGGGGCAGUAGACACUUGCUCAACAUCCAAAAAUAAAAGUCAACACAAAACAAACAUUCUGAAAUAAAAAUAUGAAUAAAAUCAUUCCAUACAAAAUCAACAAAGCACUUUCUGCAUUCCCUUAUGUCUUCUAUGACACUUUGUCCAAUUAUUCCUUAGUAAUCCUACAAAGUGGCUGCAGUUUGGCUGAUUUUUAAUGAGGAAGGACUUGGUGGAUGAUUUUGUGUAGCUCUGGGUGUAGAAGGCCUGGUUACAGGCUGCUGCAUUUUGUUAUGGAUGACAGCUGUAAAGACUGCUUAGCUGAUAGGCAGCAACAAGGGCACUGAUGCAAUGGCUGGGGUUUGGAGAAGAAAUGAUGUUCCUUCCAAAAGAGGCUUGUACUCCAUCAAGACACCCAGAAAGGUGAUAGAGGACAAGUAUGGAGGACAGGUGGCUAGAUUGCUGAGACAACUGGGAAGCCCCUUAGUGGACUAGAAUCCAUAGCCACAAUAAGAGUAAUCCAAGCUUGCAAGGGGCAAGUUAUUCUUGCAUAACAACUGUUGCAUCUUACACCACAGUUUCAGAUAUUGGAUGAUUGCUACUUGGGCUGACAUUGGAAAUGGAGAUUUCAACCAUCAGGUACAUGUGUGGUCAGACUCUCAGGUGUGUGAAUGGAGUUGGUCACACCUUUCAAAAUAGAAAGGACAGACCCCGAAUUCCUGUUCCAAACUGGUGUUGGGUUCCUCCACAUUCCCUAAUAUUAACUGCACACUUUCUGGCAGGGUUCUUUUCAUCAAUCCUUUGAGCAUGCAUACCGACACGGUUUGUCUGGAACUUCCCCAAUGAAGUACUCAUCUGAGUUCAUCUAUAUGCAGCCUUGUUUUCAGUGAGCUAACACUUGCACUAUUCAUACCCCCUGCUCUGGUUGCAGCCCACUCAUGCCUAGUGUCUCUGUACAAGCAGAUCUUACCUCUAGUCUAUCUUCAACGGCAUGUGCAGGAUCUAAGCUGGUGAGUGAAAUCGAGUAUAGGUGCUGUAUCUUCUGUAUGACUACCUUCAUGCUGUUCCUUCAAUGGUAAAAUAACAACUGUCCGGAUAUCUGAAAGGAAGAAAAGAUAAAAUUGGAAGGCUUUCUUCAAAGUGGUGAGAGUGUCUCAGAGCUCAAUUGCCCACUGAGUGGGCCAUCAACACUUGAAAUAGCUGUCUUUCUCACAUGAUGGACAUCUGAGCUUGUUGAUUUGAUUAAACAUACAAUUCUUGGAUUUGAAGUCUGUUGCUGAUUGACUUCCAGAUGGGAAGCAGGAUUCUAGGCUGAAUUGACAGCCUGCUUCCAACUCUCUGCAAGGUGCUGGCUGGAAAGAAGCCUUCACUUUGCCUGUGGGAGGGAUAAACUACUGGGUACAGCUCACUGAGGAAACUACUGUUGCAUACUAACCUCUAGGAAGUUGUAACUCAUCCUAACCAACUUUUAAAAAUAACCCUGGAUUAACCAAAGCUUGAAAUUUAUAACCUAUACCCUCUCUAAUCUUUUCUUCCUGAAUGUUCGUGAGUGGAGUAGUGAAACAAUUCCCCCACCUUUUGAAUGUUUAGUAACAAAGCCCAUCUUUGACUGUAUCAGUGUGAAGGUUAUUCUGUGUAAGUGCUGCUUAUUAGCACUGUUGAUGAUCCAUUCCAUCACUUUGCUGUUGAUGGAGAGGACCAUCUUUGGCUGGGUUGGAUUUAUCCUGUUUUUUGGGCACAUCACAUUUCCGGUCAGUUUUCUACAGGUAUAUGCCAGUGUUGUAGCUGUACUGUAACAGCUUGACUAGGGGUGUGGCUCUUUGAGUACUAUCGUUAUAUUUGGCUGAAUAAUAAGGUUAUCAAUAAUGACACUAAUAAAAAUUGAAAAUUUGCUUCA
Stegostoma tigrinum is the source of this 8473-nucleotide messenger RNA. RefSeq names its product dermatan sulfate epimerase (gene dse). The record is from RefSeq and is a predicted model, not a curated record. The coding region runs from base 353 to 3226 and encodes 957 amino acids. Lineage: Eukaryota; Metazoa; Chordata; Chondrichthyes; Orectolobiformes; Stegostomatidae. Gene Ontology annotation, molecular function: chondroitin-glucuronate 5-epimerase activity. The transcript has 7 exons.